AAAAUAUGCUUGAAAUCAGUGAAAUAUUAUCUGCAUAAUGGCAACCAAUAUGAAUGGUUUCUAUAUGGGAAUAUUUAUGAACAGAUAACUAUGUUGGUUUCAGUACCAACAUCUGCAUGUACCGUAACAGCACUAGAGUCAAAUUUAUUUGUGAUUGGUGGAUGGAAUCCGCGUCAUACUGAUGAUCAUGAGGAUUUAACGGAUCGUGGAUAUGUUCGAACGAUUUACAAAUACAACUUAUAUUUGGAUCUGUGGACAACACAUGAUUUUGAUCGGGGCGAGCAAGGUUUUCCGAUCGAAACAGCAUGUCACUGCACGUUUGAACUGAACAACGACAAACUGCUCGUUCUGGGUGGAAGUUUAUCACCGAUCGGUCACAACGCGAGUUCAGAUCGAAUGUACAUUUAUUCCGUGAAGUGA
Molecule: messenger RNA, 420 nt
Organism: Anisakis simplex (herring worm)
Lineage: Eukaryota; Metazoa; Nematoda; Chromadorea; Rhabditida; Anisakidae
Source: the annotation of a GenBank genome assembly